AUGGAUUCGAGGGCAACGUCUUCUUUUUGUAUAGCAAGCCAUUCCACAUUGAGCGUCCCCCCGAUCUACACUCUGGGGAACACACAGUUAUGUUGUAGGUGUCAAAAAGAGCUCGGAAUGGAUGCGCCCCUGACGUAUUCGAUGCCUGGUGAUGUCCGAUUGAAUCAUUGGCUUAGAGGGUCGAUCGAAAGUAGGGCAACCAGUGAUGAAGGGGAGUAG
Molecule: messenger RNA, 219 nt
Organism: Penicillium digitatum Pd1
Lineage: Eukaryota; Fungi; Ascomycota; Eurotiomycetes; Eurotiales; Aspergillaceae
Source: RefSeq, a predicted model, not a curated record